GCGGUCACGUGAGCCCGGCGGAGGCGGCCGCUGCAGCCGCCGCGGGCCCGGCCCGGCCGCUCCGGGAGGGGCCAUGGUGGGACAGACAUGAGCCCCGAGCCCGAGCCCGAGCCCGAGCCGCCGCCAGCCCGGAAGCGGCCGGCAGAGGAGGACGAAGGGGAGGAGGAGGAGCCGCCGCCGCUGCCGCCGUCGCAGCCGUCGUGGGAGGGCGGCGGCGGCGCCAGGUGGGGCGGCUGCAUCAUGCUGGUAAAGAGGGUCGGCCUGACGGCGGGCGGCUGUGGCGCGCAACAAGGUAUUGGUCGGCCGAGUGUUUACCAUGCGGUGGUGGUCAUAUUUCUAGAAUUCUUUGCCUGGGGGCUCUUGACAACUCCGAUGCUAACGGUCUUACAUGAAACAUUUCCCCAUCAUACAUUUUUAAUGAAUGGUCUUAUUCAAGGUGUUAAGGGUUUUUUGUCAUUUCUCAGUGCUCCACUAAUAGGUGCUCUCUCAGAUGCUUGGGGAAGAAAAUCUUUUCUUCUUCUUACAGUUUUCUUCACCUGUGUCCCAAUUCCAUUAAUGCGAAUAAGCCCAUGGUGGUACUUCGCUAUGAUUUCAGUAUCUGGAAUCUUUUCUGUUACAUUUUCUGUAAUAUUCGCCUAUGUAGCUGAUGUUACACAAGAACAUGAAAGAACUACAGCCUAUGGACUGGUAUCUGCCACCUUUGCAGCAAGUUUGGUAACCAGUCCUGCCAUUGGAGCAUACCUGUCUGCCAGCUACGGGGAUAGUCUGGUUGUGCUGGUGGCCACGCUGGUGGCUGUUGUGGACAUCUGCUUCAUCCUGCUAGCUGUACCAGAAUCUCUGCCGGAAAAAAUAAGACCUGCUUCGUGGGGAUCUUCUAUAUCGUGGGAACAGGCAGAUCCUUUUGCAUCUCUGAAGAAGGUUAGAAAAGAUCCUACAGUUCUCCCGAUCUGCGUUACGGUGUUGCUCUCCUAUCUGCCUGAGGCUGGCCAGUAUUCUAGUUUCUUUCUGUACUUGCGACAGAUUAUAGGCUUUGGAUCUGCCAGCAUUGCAGCAUUUAUAGCUGUGGUAGGCAUUCUGUCCAUAAUAGCUCAGACUGUGUUUCUCAGUAUCUUGAUGAGAUCUAUAGGGAACAAAAACACAGUUCUCCUUGGCCUUGGCUUUCAGAUCUUUCAGCUGGCUUGGUAUGGUUUUGGAUCUCAGUCUUGGAUGAUGUGGGCAGCAGGAGCUGUGGCAGCGAUGUCAAGCAUUACAUUCCCAGCAAUUAGUGCUCUGGUUUCACGAAAUGCAGAGGCAGAUCAACAAGGUGUUGUCCAAGGCAUAAUAACUGGAGUAAGAGGACUGUGCAAUGGCCUGGGACCAGCACUGUAUGGCUUUAUUUUCUUUCUCUUCCACGUAGAGCUCAACGGAUUGCUACCUGAUAACACUUCCGAAAAAAAAAUAAAACAGAACCCAAAUGAUAAGAGACCGAUCAUUCCUGGUCCCCCCUUCCUCAUCGGAGCGUGCAUUGUUCUUCUGGCAUUUCUAGUCGCCUUAUUUAUUCCUGAGAACAGCAGAGCCAGGAGUACCAAAAAACACAGCCACAGCAUCAGCAGUAGUCUGAGUAACAACCUAGACCAAAGUAAUGAAGAGGACAUUGCACCAUUGCUGCAGGAUAGCAGUGUAUGAAGGCUAAAUUCUGAGGGGCCUAUGGAACAAAUUCAUGCAGUGAAUUAUGUUUCUGGAAGCUUGAUGGGAGGUACAGAGUAUUGUGCCUUUGAGAAGAAGGGAGCUAUGACAGGAGGUCACUUGCUGUUUGAUACUUAAGGCUGAUGUCAUGCUCGCAGGAGUGAUUAUUUAGAACAGCAGGUCACAAGUUGGUGGGAUUCUAGCCAAUACUGAACUGCCAAUGCUGUGUCAAAUUCUGAUAUUGGGUAGAAACCUGAAUAGAGACAGAAUUUUUUUUAAAGUUUGAAUUUUUAGUUCCCAAAAUUGCAAGAUAAUGCAAAAUAAAUAGGUUCGAGCCAGAACAAUUUCUGCCAUCACUCUGUAAUAGGUUGUUUUCCAUUUCUUAUGCCUUUUUGUCUGCAUCUAUGCCACAUGUAGUUCUCAUGGCAUGGGAAAAAGUGGUUAUCAAUGAAAUUCUCAAAUACUAUUUACUAAUAAGAAGUCCAGUAGUUACUAGAAAGCAAUGAUGAAACUGAGAUGGCAGAAUUCUGAAUUUGUGUAAUCACACAUGACAGUAGUUACCCAUAAAUGAAGGUCAUAUGGAAACCCUAAAUCCACAUUCUGGAGUAAUCAAUUUUGUCCAGUUAAACCAAAUCCAGAUGGCACCCAAGACCCGGGUCCUGUUAAUGCUUUACUUAUAAAAAAAUAAAAUUUUAAUUUUAAAGUGAGCAGUAUCAGAAAUACAGACACUUCUGAGUGGGUGCCAGAGUACUUUACAUCAAGAUAUAUAUGUAUGUAUGGCAUUUUGCCACUUUAUCUGCCAUAUAAACUAAUUUUUUCCCAUUAAUUCCUUUCACCACUGCCUUAACUGCUUCUUAGUGUUCAGUUAUUAAUCAUAUUCAGCCUUCAUAUCACUGUCUUACCUGCUGAAUAUCAUGGAUAUAUUAAUAUCUUUUUUUUUAAAAAAUGAAUUAACAAAUGUGCUGAUUUUUAGAGAUGUUUUAUGAAGAAGACGGAGAUUUAUAUGUAUUUUGCUGCAGUGUAAACAGACUAUUAAAACCAACUUUGAUGAAGUACUCCUAUGAUUGUUUUAUAUGUAUGCAAUAUAUGUAGAUAUUUGUAAAGAGUUUUUGUUUUUCCAGAUGGGGAAAUGUGUAAAUCAUGUAUUUAUAAAUGUAAUGAGAUGCAGACAAUUAUACAGUUUUUUAAAAGGAUUGUGUAUUGACUGAACAAAUUUUAAAAAUAUAUAUUUUGAAACUUGUUCCAUGUUGAGCACAGAUAAGAAACCUUUUGUACUGUGCAGGUUGGUUUUUAAGUUAACAAGCUUCCUAAUGCAUAAUAAAUAUAAAUAUUAAGCUUUCUA
Molecule: messenger RNA, 3007 nt
Organism: Prinia subflava (tawny-flanked prinia)
Lineage: Eukaryota; Metazoa; Chordata; Aves; Passeriformes; Cisticolidae
Product: hippocampus abundant transcript-like protein 1
Exons: 12
Coding region: 88-1665 (525 amino acids)
Biological process (GO): transmembrane transport
Cellular component (GO): membrane
Molecular function (GO): transmembrane transporter activity
Source: RefSeq, a predicted model, not a curated record